AGACUGUAAUAGAGUGUAGUAGUGUAGGAUACUGUAGGACACAUGUGCGCAUUUCCUUGUUCUAUCUGAGGCGCAUACAGUGCGGGACGCGGUGCUAUUGAGUCCAUAUUAAUAAUUAAUGUAGCACAGUGAGUAGUGUUUGCUUUGGCCUGGACGUGGAGCUCAGGCCGAGCUCAGGCUCAGGAGGAGGAGGAGUGACCAUGGAGCAGGCUGGAGACGGGACAAAUCCGUGAGCACCCACUGCUCUCUUCCAUCAUGGCUCCCUCCGUGGACAGGCAGGGACACUGGGGGCGACCCACCUCUACGCUGGACUGGUGUGAAGAGAACUAUGUCGUGUCUUAUUACAUCGCAGAGUUCUGGAACACAGUUAGCAAUCUUAUUAUGAUCAUCCCUCCCAUUUGUGGAGCCAUUCAGACGUUUCGGGAUGGACUGGAAUUCCGCUACAUAUGUUCUUUUAUAGGAUUGACAGCUGUUGGCAUUGGGUCCUGGUGCUUCCACAUGACGCUGCUUUAUGAAAUGCAGUUACUUGACGAAUUGCCAAUGAUCUACAGCACCUGUGUUUUUGUCUACUGUUUGUAUGAAUGCUUCAAACAAGAGAAGACUAUAAGUUUCUUUCUAAUUGCAUUAUUAUUACUCUUCAGUAUAUCUGUAACUGUGGUUUAUCUACAGUGGAAGGAGCCAGUAUUUCAUCAGGUCAUGUAUGGGGCCCUAGUAGCGUGCCUGGUGAUACGAUCGGUCUUUAUUGUUACAUGGGUGUACCCAUGGCUGAGGCCGCUGUGCUACACCUCCUUAGGAAUCUUCAUGUUGGGAUUUCUACUGUGGAAUAUUGACAACAUAUUUUGUGACUCAUUAAGAGCCAGCAGACAAACACUGCCCUCUGGUGUUGGAGUGGUGUUGACACAGUUUCAUGCAUGGUGGCACAUCCUGACGGGCCUUGGUUCUUACCUGCACAUACUUUUGAGCCUGCAAAUCAGAGCAAACUACCUCAAGUACAGACCAAAAGUGAAGUUUCUGUGUGGAGUGUGGCCGACACUGCACGUGGAGCCACAAAAGAGCAGCUGAGAGGAAGAGGCAGAUGAAGGAUUGAGACUGCCUCCUCAGUCAGACACCAGGGGGCAGGGCUGAGCUGCCAAAGCCCUGUCCGCUAAAGGGACCUCAACCCACAGCCAGAGGGUAGGAGCUCCUCUGCUGUGGAGACUCAAGCUAGCACUGAGAAUUUUAAGAGUUAUUUUAAUCCUAAUUUAUUAGUUUAGCUCUUUGUAAUACACAGUGUUUAAUUUCUGAUUUAAUUUAUGCCCACUGAGCUGGGAUAAAAAGCAAAAAGGUAUAAACCUGUCUUCAUCUCGAGCAGUUAAAGAUAAAUAUUUGCAGUAGUUAAAUUCAUUCAGAUUCAGUCAAAUUACUAUGAAAUGCUUUAACGUGUCACUAAAUUCUACAUACACAACCGCACACUCAUUCUAAUUCAAUAUUCAUACAACAGGCUUUUGUCUCGUAGCCUUGAGUUCAUCUUUUUGCCAAAACUUCUGCCAAAGUUUCUUUUAAAGGACAGUAAUUUCGCCUUAAUUUAGUUUGUUGCACAAUCUGAAGAACAGGGUCAUUGAAGGACUGCUUUUAAUUUAGAGUGAAGUAAAUA
Molecule: messenger RNA, 1633 nt
Organism: Periophthalmus magnuspinnatus
Lineage: Eukaryota; Metazoa; Chordata; Actinopteri; Gobiiformes; Gobiidae
Gene: acer3
Product: alkaline ceramidase 3
Exons: 11
Coding region: 256-1062 (268 amino acids)
Biological process (GO): phytosphingosine biosynthetic process; ceramide metabolic process
Cellular component (GO): endoplasmic reticulum membrane
Source: RefSeq, a predicted model, not a curated record